UCUGCACCCCCACUCUCAUCAAGGAGAAGUCUCACACCCCUUCCCCCCCCCGCCCCCUCUCUCUCUAGAUUCUCGCCCUUAAUCCCAUCCGCAUUCUCAAACCCAAAACCCCAAUCACACUCCCGCAGUUACUCAAAAAAAAAACGAAGAACAAAUCCCACCCACCAGAUCUGCUCGCCCCAUGAGCCUCCGGCAGCGCCCGCCGCCGGUCCAACCCCAAAACCCCGGUCCAACCCGCCCACCAGAAGAAGACACCCCAUACAACAUCAUCCCCAUCCACAACCUCCUCGCCGACCACCCCUCCCUCCGCUACCCAGAGGUCCGCGCCGCCGCCUCCGCCCUCCGCUCCGUCGGCGAGCUCCGCAAGCCCCCCUUCACCCCAUGGCCCCGCGACGGCGACCUCCUCGACUGGCUCGGCCUCUUCUUCGGCUUCCAGCGCGACAACGUCCGCAACCAGCGCGAGCACCUCGUCCUCCACCUCGCCAACGCCCAGAUGCGCCUCUCCCCUCCCCCCAACAACAUCGACUCCCUCGACCCCUCCGUCCUCCGCCGCUUCCGCCGCAAGCUCCUCGGCAACUACUCCGCCUGGUGCUCCUACCUCGGCCGCAAGUCCAACGUCUGGAUCUCCGACAACAACCGCCGCGAGUCCGACCACCGCCGCGAGCUCCUCUACGUCUCCCUCUACCUCCUCAUCUGGGGCGAAGCAGCCAACCUCCGAUUCGCCCCCGAGUGCAUUUGUUACGUCUUCCAUAACAUGGCCAUGGAGCUCAACAAGAUCCUCGAAGACUACAUCGACGAGAACACUGGCCGGCCCGUCCUCCCUUCCAUUUCCGGCGAGAACGCGUUCUUAAACCGCAUCGUCAAACCGAUUUACGUGACGAUUAAAGCUGAGGUGGAGAACAGUAGGAAUGGGACUGCGCCGCACUCGGCGUGGCGGAAUUAUGAUGACAUAAACGAAUAUUUCUGGAGCAGGAGGUGUUUUUCGAAGCUCAAGUGGCCUUUUGAUUUGGGGUGCAACUUCUUCGUGACGUCGAGGAAGGGAAAGGGCGUGGGGAAGACUGGGUUUGUGGAGCAGAGGUCGUUCUGGAACUUGUUUCGGAGCUUCGAUAAGCUGUGGGUGAUGCUGAUCUUGUUCCUCCAGGCCGCCAUCAUCGUGGCCUGGACGGGGGAGAAGUACCCCUGGAAUGCGCUGGAGAGUCGGGACGUUCAGGUUAGGCUCCUGACCCUGUUCUUUACGUGGAGUGGGAUGAGGUUCCUCCAAUCUUUGCUCGAUGCCGGGAUGCAGUACAGCCUGGUCUCGUGGGAGACAAUGUUUCUCGGGGUCAGGAUGGUGUUGAAGAGCGUGGUUGCAGCCACGUGGAUUGUGGCGUUCGGGGUUUUCUACGCCCAGAUUUGGACGCAGAAAGAGCAUGAUAGGGGGUGGUCUAGCGCUGCCAACAAGAGGGUGGUCAAUUUCUUGGAGCUGGCAUUGGUUUAUGUGCUUCCUGAGAUUCUAGGUCUUGCUCUCUUUAUCUUGCCCUGGAUUAGGAAUUUCCUGGAGAAUACCAAUUGGAGGAUCUUCUACUUGUUGACUUGGUGGUUUCAGAGCCGCCCGUUUGUGGGCCGUGGACUCAGGGAAGGUCUAGUGGACAAUGUGAAGUACUCAUUGUUCUGGAUUCUAGUGCUUGCUACCAAAUUCUGCUUCAGUUACUUCCUCCAGAUCAGGCCCAUGAUUAGUCCAACAAAGGCCCUCUUGAAUCUGAGGGAUGUGACGUACGAUUGGCACCAGUUCUUUGGUCACAGCAACAGGUUUGCGGUCGGCUUGCUGUGGCUCCCCGUGGUCUUGAUUUACUUCAUGGAUUUGCAGAUUUGGUACUCGAUCUAUUCCUCGUUCGUCGGAGCAGCAGUUGGGUUGUUUGCCCAUUUGGGUGAGAUACGGAACAUGGAGCAGUUGAGGUUGAGGUUCCAGUUCUUUGCCAGCGCAAUGCAGUUUAACCUCAUGCCCGAGGAGCUGCUUUUGAAUGCCAGGGGAACCAUUAAGAGCAAGUUCAAGGAUGCCAUCCAUCGGCUGAAGCUGAGGUAUGGUCUCGGUAAACCCUUUAAGAAGCUUGAAUCGAACCAAGUAGAGGCUAACAAGUUUACCUUGGUAUGGAAUGAGAUAAUCACCACGUUCAGAGAGGAAGACAUUAUAAGUGAUCAGGACGUUGAGUUGUUGGAGUUGCCUCAGAAUACGUGGAAGGUUAGUGUUAUCCGCUGGCCUGCUUUACUCCUCUGUAAUGAGCUGCUGCUUGCCCUGAGCCAGGCCAAAGAGUUAGUAGAUGCACCUGAUAAAUGGCUUUGGUACAAAAUAUGCAAGAACGAGUACAGGCGGUGCGCUGUUAUUGAAGCUUAUGACAGUGUCAGGCACCUGUUGCUGGCUAUUAUCAAGCGCGACAGCGAGGAACAUUCCAUUGUCGCGGUUUUGUUUCAAGAAAUCGAUCAGGCGAUUCAUAUUGAGAAGUUCACAAAGACGUUUAAGAUGGUGGUUCUUCCUCGGAUCCAUGAAAAGUUGAUAGCUCUUCUUGGGCUGUUGAUCAAGCCCAAGAAAGACAUUAACAAGUUGGUGAAUGUUGUACAGGCACUCUAUGAGAUUGUCAUUAGAGACUUUUAUAAGGAGAGUAGGAGCAUGGAGCAGCUGAGGGAUGAUGGUUUGGCUUCACGUAGGCCUGUUUCAAGCGAGGGGUUGCUUUUCGAGAAUGUCAUUGAGUUGCCUGAAGAAGAUAACGAGACAUUUUACCGCCAGGCUAGGCGAUUGCAUACCAUUCUUACGUCUCGCGACUCUAUGCACAAUGUCCCCACAAAUCUCGAAGCAAGACGCCGUAUCGCUUUCUUUAGCAACUCCCUCUUUAUGAACAUGCCCCGUGCUCCCCAAGUUGAGAAAAUGAUGGCUUUUAGUGUAUUGACCCCUUACUACAAUGAAGAAGUGAUUUACAGCAAAGAACAGCUUCGAACCGAUAACGAAGAUGGGAUUUCCAUUUUGUAUUACUUGCAGACCAUUUAUGCGGAUGAGUGGAAGAACUUCUUGGAGCGCAUGCGCCGUGAGGGAAUGACGAAUAUCGAAGAGCUAUGGACGACAGAGAAGCUCAGGGAUCUUAGGCUUUGGGCAUCAUACAGAGGCCAGACGCUCUCUCGCACGGUGAGGGGAAUGAUGUAUUACUAUCGUGCUCUUAAAUUGCUGGCUUUCCUUGAUUCUGCAUCAGAGAUGGACAUCAGGGACGGAUCGAGGGAACUUGCUUCAAUGAGGCGAACCGGCAGUAUGGAAAGGUUCGGAUCAGCUAGGGUCGGUAUGGAUGGUUUUGGAUCAGCUAGGUCAUCAUCUAUGAGGAGCUUGAGUAGAGCAGACAGUGUAGUGAGUGUGUUGUUCAAAGGCCAUGAAUAUGGGACUGCUUUAAUGAAAUACACUUACGUUGUUGCUUGCCAAAUAUAUGGGACCCAAAAGGCGAAAAAAGACCCCCAUGCUGAGGAAAUUCUGUAUCUGAUGAAAGACAACGAGGCUCUUCGAGUGGCCUAUGUUGAUGAGGUUUCUUCUGGGAGGGAGGAGAAAGAGUAUUACUCUGUUCUUGUGAAGUACGAUCAGCAGUUGGAGAAGGAAGUGGAGAUCUACAGGGUGCAGUUGCCUGGUCCCUUGAAGCUAGGAGAGGGGAAGCCUGAAAACCAGAACCAUGCCCUUAUCUUCACUCGAGGUGAUGCGGUUCAGACUAUUGACAUGAACCAAGAUAACUAUUUUGAGGAAGCUCUCAAGAUGCGGAAUCUGUUGGAGGAGUACAGGCAGUAUUAUGGUAUCCGGAAGCCCACCAUCUUGGGAGUUAGGGAACAUAUUUUCACUGGCUCUGUCUCCUCACUUGCGUGGUUUAUGUCGGCUCAAGAAAUGAGUUUUGUGACCUUGGGACAGCGUGUGUUGGCAAACCCCUUGAAAGUUCGCAUGCAUUAUGGGCACCCGGAUGUUUUUGAUAGAUUCUGGUUCUUGACUCGCGGAGGGAUAAGCAAAGCUUCCAGAGUGAUUAAUAUCAGCGAGGAUAUUUUUGCCGGUUUUAAUUGCACGUUGCGAGGUGGCAAUGUCACCCACCAUGAAUACAUCCAAGUUGGCAAGGGGAGGGAUGUUGGCUUGAAUCAAAUAGCCAUGUUUGAAGCCAAGGUUUCAAGUGGAAACGGCGAACAAGUCCUGAGUAGAGAUGUUUACAGGUUGGGCCACAGGCUUGACUUCUUCCGGAUGCUGUCCUUUUUCUACACUACCGUGGGUUUCUUUUUCAGCACACAGAUGAUAAUCCUGACGGUUUAUGGCUUCCUGUGGGGCCGGCUUUAUCUAGCUCUCAGUGGCAUUGAGGCUUUUGCAUUGGCUGAAAACAACAACAAUGCACUUGGUGCAAUCUUAAACCAGCAGUUGAUCGUCCAACUAGGUAUAUUCACUGCUCUACCGAUGAUUGUGGAGAAUACUCUUGAGCAAGGAUUCCUUGGAGCCAUCCGGGACUUCAUAACAAUGCAGCUUCAGCUGUCAUCUGUAUUCUAUACCUUCUCAAUGGGAACUCGGGCCCACUACUUUGGUAGAACUAUUCUUCACGGCGGUGCAAAGUAUCGAGCAACUGGGCGUGGUUUUGUGGUGCAGCACAAGAGUUUUGCGGAAAAUUAUCGACUUUAUGCUCGGAGUCAUUUUGUAAAGGCAAUUGAGCUUGGGUUGAUACUCAUAGUGUACGCUUCAUACAGCCCAGUAGCUAAGGACACCUUUGUUUACAUAGCAUUAACCCUCACAAGUUGGUUCUUGGUGGUGUCAUGGAUCAUGGCUCCAUUUGUUUUCAAUCCUUCAGGUUUUGACUGGUUGAAGACGGUUUAUGAUUUUGGCGACUUCAUGGAUUGGAUUUGGAACCGUGGUGGUGUGUUUGCAAAAUCGGAACAGAGCUGGGAACAGUGGUGGUAUGAGGAGCAGGAUCAUCUGAGAACUAGUGGUCUUUGGGGAAAGAUACUGGAAAUAAUCCUAGACCUCCGGUUUUUCUUUUUCCAGUAUGGGAUUAUAUACCAGUUGGAUAUUGCGGCUGAUAGUAAAAGUAUUGCUGUUUACUUGCUCUCUUGGAUCUAUGUGGUCGUGGCUGUCGUCAUCUACGUAAUUAUAGCUUAUGCUCGAGACAAGUACUCUGCGAGAGAACACAUCUACUAUCGGAUGGUUCAGUUUCUUGUUAUUGUUCUUGCCAUUCUUUUGAUCAUCGCCUUGCUGGAGUUCACCCAGUUCACUUUUGUGGAUCUUUUCACAAGUCUUUUGGCAUUCGUUCCUACUGGGUGGGGAUUCCUUUUAAUAGCCCAAGUACUCCGUCCGUUUCUGCAGAAGACCAUGAUUUGGGAGAUUGUUGUUUCUCUGGCUCGGAUGUAUGAGAUCAUGUUUGGAGUAAUUGUUAUGGCUCCUGUGGCAAUAUUAUCGUGGAUGCCUGGGCUCCAGUCAAUGCAGACGAGGAUUCUUUUCAAUGAAGCUUUCACUAGGGGCCUGAAGAUAUUCCAAAUUUUGACAGGGAAAAAAUAAUAAGACUUGUGAGUUGAGAUUUUUAAUUUGUGAGCAACCAAGUUUUAGUGAAAGUGCUGGCAGGGUUGUUUUCCUCUACACUAAUUUUCAACGGUAUAUUAAACCUCCUCUUGAUAUUGAAAGCUACUGCGACGGAUAUUGCAGGUUUGGUGUUGGCGUGAGGCGUAUUGACGGUAUACAAGUUGAGAGACAAUAUUUUAGAGGUUCUUGGGUGUGUGUGAUAGCGGCUGCUGCCUAUCGGUUUCACCUGCAUUUCAUUUGAGUUGGGAGCGACCGAUGUCAACUGGUUUCUCUAUCGCUGGCUUCGUCUUCCCGUACUGUUGUGUAAUUAGUCAAUUUUUCAUAGUUACAAUUCACAUUUAAACUGGGGAACUCGCUGCUUGUUUGUAAUUGCCAUCCCCACAGUUUUUGAAGAGUAUAGCUGCUUUGUCCAUUCUCAGCUCGUAGUUUCAGUAGAGGAUAGCAUUGUUUUGUAGUACGAUUAUGAGAUUCUUUGGGUGUUCUUGCUCACAAAUGCAGCUAUACUUGUUCGUUUGCA
Rhododendron vialii is the source of this 6062-nucleotide messenger RNA. RefSeq names its product callose synthase 12. Gene Ontology annotation, cellular component: 1,3-beta-D-glucan synthase complex; plasma membrane. The transcript is spliced from 3 exons. Gene Ontology annotation, biological process: (1->3)-beta-D-glucan biosynthetic process. The coding region runs from base 182 to 5524 and encodes 1780 amino acids. The record is from RefSeq and is a predicted model, not a curated record. Gene Ontology annotation, molecular function: 1,3-beta-D-glucan synthase activity. NCBI's taxonomy places the organism in Eukaryota, Viridiplantae, Streptophyta, Magnoliopsida, Ericales, Ericaceae.